Molecule: messenger RNA, 1683 nt
Organism: Sphaeroforma arctica JP610
Lineage: Eukaryota; Ichthyosporea; Ichthyophonida
Exons: 1
Source: RefSeq, a predicted model, not a curated record
UAUUGUAAAUUGUCGAUUGCAUAGUGCAUACUGUGCAUGGUGUGGGCGCGAGUGUGUCUAAUAGAGGUGUUAUAGUUGCGCUUGUAGGGAAGGAAUUGCGAUCGUAUUGAUUCCCAUGUGUUGAUAUGCUGACUGUUUCACGAGCAGCGUAAAGAGCAAUACACCACUUUCCUAUCAGCGAGUGUCUAUCGUGGUUGAGACGUCAAAGCUGAAAGUACUUGAAAGUACUUACAAACACAAAGGAAUAUGAAAGUCACAUUUAACAGGGGGGCGGGUGCUUUAGUUCGACAGUGGGGGGGUUGGAUAGUAACUAUUUUUAUCAUAGGGUAUGUUUUUAAAGCCUUCUACUACUCACAGGAAUCGAACGUGGACAACACCAGUACAGUAAAAUAUUACGGGGGUUCGCUCGGUAGCAAUGGUGCAGUUAGUCCCAGUAAGAAGCCCUCAUUUAUACCCGAGAAGGUCUUCCCUUCCAAGAUACUAGUAGUAAACGGAGCGGGUUAUAUAGGCUCACGCGUAGCUAAACACUUCUUUUCUCUCGGCCACGAUGUGACAACCGUGGACACACUCAGCAGCCCAAACACAUACGAAAAGGCACUGAAAACUCGCAGAGAGCGUGAUCUCAAGAAGAUAGGUAUCGAUACGUUUAGAGGACAGGCAUGCCACUCAUAUUUCCUGGGCCAUGUGAUCGACAUGCGUGCAGUCACGCACGUGGUGUUUGCCCCACCCAGUUUUUCAUCGCAGGAAGACUUCACGGCACUAUUAGUGUGUUUCGGCAAUAUUGCCCAGACUAUAAGCAACCACCGCCGACCAAUACGUCUUGUGUAUGGUGUUGCAGGGGCUACACUGAAGAAGCCAUCUAGAAGCCACACGCCAAAGUAUGAGGAGGAAGAGGAGGAAGAGGUGCAUGUGACGAAUAUCGACCAACCUGUGGAGUACAUCGUGUCACGUUCACAUCAUAAUUUGAAUAAGGUUCUGAGUGAAAGCAUGGCAUCUAUCGCACGGUUAUACCAAAAUUCACACCAGUUACCGGUGGUAGGGCUUGUUUUGCCUGAGAUCUCUGGUGAUGUACUUGGGCCAGGUAAUCUGUACUUCCACGUGUACGAGCAUAUCAGUGAAGGCACACCCAUACUGGGGUAUAGUGAUGCGUUGAUAAGCACGAUCAGCAUGGGACAGUGUCUUGAAGCCUUUACACACUUACUGAAAGUUCGGUAUCUAUCGCAUGUAUUGGUAGCAAUCGACCGAGAGAGCACGGAGGUGAAGACCUUGCAGGAGGUGGUGGAUGCCAUGUACAAGGAAUACUAUGCCAGCAAUAAGAAACCCAGCAGUAAACCAGACAUCAUCAUACCAAAGAGCCCAGCAAAGGAGCUUGGCGGAGAAGGUGAAGUAUCAAUGGGUGAAAGCGUGCACCGUCAUGGACCAAUUCUCGAAUACGGCGCAAUUGGCGGCAUCGGUGGUAGCAACGGUGUAGCUCUGAGCGUUGCCAUGGCAACCAGCGGAGGCUUUUCUGGCACCAUAAAAAAGAUGAUGAGUUCACUCGCAGAGUCUGAAAUGUUCCACCAAGACCACCAAGUUCUCGUUCAAAGGAACAUUGCUGCUGCAGGAAUUCCUUUUGAGGCACUCGAGGACCCGAACAAGUUCAAUCCUGAGGAGUCGGCCGAAGUAAAAGCGGCUAUAUCUAAG